This is a messenger RNA of Populus trichocarpa (black cottonwood), 3408 nucleotides long. Its product is annotated as probable beta-D-xylosidase 7. Gene Ontology annotation, biological process: xylan catabolic process; arabinan catabolic process. Lineage: Eukaryota; Viridiplantae; Streptophyta; Magnoliopsida; Malpighiales; Salicaceae. Gene Ontology annotation, cellular component: plant-type cell wall. Bases 820 to 3318 code for a protein of 832 amino acids. Gene Ontology annotation, molecular function: xylan 1,4-beta-xylosidase activity; alpha-L-arabinofuranosidase activity. The record is from RefSeq and is a predicted model, not a curated record. The transcript has 6 exons.
CCCCCCCCUACAGAGAGACACACGCCUUCUUCCAGUCUUUAUUCUUCAAUUUGUAUCUCCACUCUUCAGAUCUAGCAUCUCAAGCUCUCAUCAACACUCCCAAACCUCAGCACUCGGCAGUAGUCCAUCUAAGGCUCUAAGCACUCUUUUUCAUUUCUUUACUAUAAGAUUUCUUUCUCUGUUUGUUUUUUGUCCAUACCUUGAGAAUGCUUCAGAAACAACAAGAUUAUCUUUUUCUUUUACGCUCCAGUUCAAUAAAUAUUCAUGGGGUGGGUGUGGCUACCACCUCACUGCCUUGUAUGUGGGCAUAGAAAAGGGAAAGCACUGCCUGUGCAAGUCAUGGCCGGCGUUGUCAUCCUUACCAAGGAGAUGCUGUCGAGCAACAACUAUAUAAAACUUUAUCAGCCUCAGCUACCAAGGUUGUUGGUAUACCUGCAACUUUUGCAGUUAAUUAUAUUGAAAGCCUAUUCAAAUAGUUAAUUUCUUGUAAAUAUCUUGGUUGUUUUUUUAGAUGCAAGGCAACAAUGGAGAUGGUGUUAAUGAUAUUGCAUUGCUUAUCUUUGAUUUUGGUUUUUUUGGAUUUUUGUCGUAAAAACCAAACUAGAAAACAGUUGGUUUAAACUGGUUUCAGUUUUUUUUAUUUUUUCAAAAUCCCAGUUUAGAUGUUUUUUAUAGAUAAAAAUCAAAUCGAACCAAAAAUCAUCCCUCACUAGUUUUCCUAGAAAUUGUCAAACCUCACAGAUCCCCAAGAGCCAAGUGAUUUAGAGCCCUCGUCCUGGGGAAGAAAUUGUCAAACCUCACAAAUUCUGAAUAUCAGAAAUGUCACCUGAUCCUUUUUCCUAUAAAACUCACUUCAAAAACAAAUAUAAUUCAUUCCAUCUAUUCAGUUCUUAUCAACAAAUUCACAGAAUGAAACUCCUAAACUUGGUCAUUUUCCUCAUAUUCCAUAUUACUUCGCUUCACUUGUGUGUUGAGUCGACAGAUUCAUCUCACCCACAGGAUCCUUACUCAUGUGCUUCUGCUUCACAACCUCCAUACUCGUGUGAUUCAUCAGACCCAUCAACAAAGACGUAUGAUUUUUGCAAAACCACGCUGCCUAUAAGCCGAAGAGCAGAAGACCUUGUCUCUAGACUAACGUUUGAGGAAAAGGCAACGCAGCUUGUUGACACAUCCCCGGCAAUUCCGAGGCUUGGCAUUCCUGCCUAUGAAUGGUGGUCGGAAGGAUUACACGGCAUUGGUUUUCUGACCAGGGUGCAACAAGGCAUCAGUUUUUUCAAUAGAACCAUUCAGCAUGCCACAAGCUUCCCUCAAGUCAUUCUCACUGCUGCUUCUUUUGAUGCCCAUAUAUGGUAUCGCAUUGGUCAAGCGACUGGUAAAGAAGCAAGAGCCUUAUACAAUGCUGGACAAGUUACAGGCUUGGGAUUUUGGGCACCAAACGUCAACAUAUUUAGAGACCCUAGAUGGGGAAGAGGGCAAGAGACACCUGGAGAAGAUCCAUUGGUUGUGGGGAAGUAUGGAGCGUCAUUUGUCAGAGGAGUUCAGGGGGACUCUUUUGAAGGAGAGUCGACCCUUGGUGACCAUCUUCAAGCUUCAGCUUGUUGCAAGCAUUAUACUGCCCACGACUUGGACAAUUGGAAUGGCGUGAAUAGGUUCAGAUUUAACGCUAUAGUCACAUUGCAGGACAUGGCAGAUACGUACCAGCCUCCAUUCAGAAGUUGCGUACAAGAAGGAAAAGCUAGCGGGAUAAUGUGUUCUUACAACGAAAUUAAUGGAAUCCCAAGCUGUGCACAUUACGAUCUCUUGACUAAGACACUCAGACAAGAGUGGGGCUUCUACGGGUACAUCACGUCUGAUUGCGAUGCCGUCAACGUCCUACAUGUUGAGCAAAAAUACGCUAAAACACCAGAAGAUGCAGUGGCCGAUGCGCUUAAAUCUGGGAUGGAUGUGGAAUGUUCAACCUCUGCAAGAUCAAAAGAUUUCCCUGUUAGUUACUUAAGGAACUACACCAAAUCAGCUGUUGAAAAGAAAAAAGUGACAGUAAGUGAAAUAGACAGAGCCCUUCACAACCUCUUCUCUACGAGGAUGAGAUUAGGACUAUUCAAUGGCGAUCCCACCAAACAGCUCUACAGCGAUAUUGGUCCAGACCAAGUCUGUUCCCAAGAACAUCAGGCUCUAGCCCUUGAAGCAGCUCUAGAUGGCAUUGUCCUACUAAAGAAUGCUGAUAGGCUUCUUCCUCUUUCAAAAUCAGGAAUCUCUUCUCUUGCAGUUAUAGGCCCCAAUGCGCACAAUUCAACAAACCUUCUUGGGAAUUAUUUUGGUCCAGCCUGCAAAAAUGUUACGAUAUUGGAAGGAUUGCGGAACUAUGUUAGUUCUGCCUCGUAUGAAAAAGGUUGCAAUAAUGUUUCGUGCACUUCAGCUGCAAAGAAGAAACCAGUAGAAAUGGCACAAACGGAAGAUCAAGUGAUAUUAGUAAUGGGACUGGAUCAAAGUCAAGAGAAGGAGAGGCUUGAUCGUAUGGACUUGGUGCUCCCAGGGAAGCAGCCAACGCUAAUAACUGCUGUAGCAAAAGCUGCCAAAAGACCUAUUGUUCUGGUGCUUCUUGGUGGAAGUCCAAUGGAUGUAACUUUUGCAAAGAAUAAUCGAAAAAUUGGGAGCAUUUUAUGGGCUGGUUAUCCAGGUCAAGCUGGAGCAACUGCACUAGCGCAGAUUAUAUUUGGCGAGCACAACCCAGGAGGGAGAUUACCAAUGACUUGGUAUCCGCAAGAUUUCACCAAAGUACCAAUGACAGACAUGAGAAUGCGUCCUCAACCAUCUACAGGAAAUCCUGGCCGUACUUACAGAUUCUACGAAGGGGAGAAGGUUUUCGAAUUCGGGUAUGGUCUCAGCUACUCAGACUAUUCUUAUACGUUUGCCUCUGUUGCACAGAACCAGUUGAACGUGAAAGAUUCAAGCAAUCAGCAGUCUGAGAACUCAGAGACUCCUGGAUACAAGCUAGUUUCAGACAUUGGUGAAGAACAAUGUGAAAAUAUCAAGUUUAAAGUCACCGUCAGUGUUAAAAACGAGGGACAGAUGGCAGGUAAGCAUCCUGUAUUGCUUUUUGCGAGGCACGCAAAGCCUGGAAAGGGAAGGCCAAUCAAAAAGUUGGUUGGAUUCCAAACUGUGAAAUUAGGUGCAGGAGAGAAAACUGAAAUUGAAUAUGAGUUGAGCCCUUGUGAGCACCUCAGCAGUGCUAACGAAGAUGGUGUGAUGGUGAUGGAAGAAGGAUCUCAAAUCUUGCUUGUUGGAGACAAGGAACACCCAGUCACUAUUAUAGUCUGAUAAUCGAUGAUGAUUCUUCAACCGCAGAGGAUUGCAAUUUUGAUCGCAAAUAAUGGCUCGUAAGUAAAUGAUAUAUAGAAAAUCACUAUC